Messenger RNA from Gastrolobium bilobum, 1824 nucleotides. Its product is annotated as syntaxin-112-like. Gene Ontology annotation, molecular function: pantetheine-phosphate adenylyltransferase activity; dephospho-CoA kinase activity. The transcript is spliced from 7 exons. NCBI's taxonomy places the organism in Eukaryota, Viridiplantae, Streptophyta, Magnoliopsida, Fabales, Fabaceae. Gene Ontology annotation, cellular component: membrane. The record is from RefSeq and is a predicted model, not a curated record. Gene Ontology annotation, biological process: vesicle-mediated transport; coenzyme A biosynthetic process.
AAAUGAUAUAAGUUGUGUCAUUUAAAAGGAUAAAUAUUUUUUCCAUAUAUAUACAUAAGGUGUAACUUACACUAGUGUAAAAUGUUCUUGACCCUAUAUAUAUAUAUGGGAAAAAAGUAUCUAAUGUUACUUUAGACAACCUUGUCUAAUGUUCGUUUGAGGUUGAAAAAUUAAAAAAUUAAAAAUUAUAUAACACGUUAUUAAAGUGGGAAUUGAACUUUCCUCGUAUAGCAAAUGGUUAGAUGCUCAAGCACACCACAACCAACCCAUUAGUUUGGCAUGUGAUCCUCGCUGCUCCGAUUCUUAUCUCACAUCCACCGCUGCUGGCUCGUGCUUGCAGUUGAAGCUAUUUGAAUGGCGGUUCACGAUGAUCCCAUGGUGGUUCCGAACCUAUCUCCGCCCAAUACCUACGAAGCUGUGGUCAACGGUGGCACCUUUGACCGAUUGCACGACGGCCACCGCCUCUUUCUCACCGCUUCAGCGGAGUUGGCAAGGCGUCGGAUUGUGAUUGGAGUUUGCGAGGGGCCUAUGCUGGCAAAGAAGCAGUUCGCUGAACUGAUACAGCCCAUUGAGGAAAGGAUACAUAAUGUCAAGACUUUCAUAAAGUCUAUCAAACCAGAGUUGGAAGUGCAAGCUGUACCAAUCACAGAUCCGUAUGGCCCUUCCAUUGUGGAUGAAAAUUUAGAGGCUGUGAUUGUAAGCAAAGAGACAUUACCGGGUGGAUUGGCAGUAAACAGAAAAAGAGCUGAAAGAGGCCUUUCACAGUUAAAGAUUGAAGUUGUAGAUUUACUCUCUGGAGAAUCCGGUGAAAUUAAGCUGAGUUCAUCAAUGUUGCGAAAGCUUGAGGCUGAAAAGGCCAAACAACAGACGUAGUUACAAAAAAUUUGUUGAACCUUUUUUUGUUGGAUUUUGCAAAAUUUUGCAAAGAUGAAUGAUCUGAUGACUAAAUCGUUCCUAAGUUAUGUUGAACUGAAGAAGCACGUUCAGAAGGAACUUGAAGACGAUCUUGACAUUGAGGCAGGUCAACUCAACCCCAUAGAAGACCAUAACCUCUCUCAGUUCUUCCAAGAAGUUGAAGCAAUCAAGGUUGAAAUGGAAGAGAUCACCAAUCUCUUAUUUGAUCUUCAGCAACUGAAUGAAGAGACAAAGUCCACUCACAGUGCCAAAGUUCUACGUGGGUUAAGAGACCGCAUGGAGUCUGACAUGGUUGCCGUGCUUCGCAAGGCAAAGAUUAUCAAGGCAAGGCUUGAGGUUCUUGAUCAAUCCAACAUGGCCAAUCGCAGCAUAUCAGAAUCCUUCAAAGAGGGAAGCCCCGUUGAUAGGACAAGAUUAUCUGUCACAAAUGGUUUGAGGGUAAAGCUUAGGGACAUGAUGAAUGAUUUUCAGUCCUUGAGAGACAAGAUUCUUUCAGAUCACAAGGAAGAUUUGAAGAGAAGAUACUAUACGGUAACUGGUGAGGUUCCCAGCGAGGAGGUCAUGGAGAAGAUGAUUUCAGGAAGUCUCAAAGUUGAGUUUUUGGCUGGGAAAACUGAGGCUGAUUUGGGUACUCAGGUUAGGCAUGAGGCUGUGUUGGAUAUCCAGAGGAGUUUGAAUAAGCUUCACCAGGUUUUUCUUGAUAUGGCUAUUCUGGUUGAGACACAAGGAGAACACUUGGAUAACAUUGAGGAUAAUGUGGUUAAUGCGGGUAACUUCAUUCAUGGUGGAACUAAUAGUCUUUACUAUGCUAACCAGAUGAAGAAAAGGAACAAAAAAUGGGUCUAUUGGGUUUUUGCUGUGGGGUUGAUCAUACUGCUGGUGUGCAUCAUUGCAACGUUGUCUUCUUGA